ACUGGGAGGCGCUUCGUCCGCCGCUGCCGCCGGAGAGGCUCGGGCGGGGAAGACGCCCUGCCGGGAGCGGCCUCCCACGUUACCGUGGCAACGGCGCACCGCCUUCCCCGCCGGGCAGCGGCGGUGCUCUGCGGCCUCCCGUUCCCCUCCCGCGGCGGCCGUGGGGAGAGUGGAAGGGAGCGGUGGUGGUGCUGGCGGCGGCUGCCGUGGGCUGUGAGGUGGCGGAGCCCGGCGGGAGAGAGAGGGGAGCAGCAAUUGAGGGGCUUGGGGCUGCGCUUUCUCUUCGGAGCGUGUGACAGCGGGCGUGUGAGUGGCCGGCUGGGGCUUGUGACUGACAGAAUAACUCGUGGAGCUUUUUUACCGGACCUGUCACAGCCCGGCUUGUCGGGGUUUCUUGAUGACUUAAACAGAUGGAGUCUACUUCUCAUUUCUCCUUUUAUAUGGCCUGAUAAGUUACUUAAACCAGAACAUAUAGCUUUUGUGACAGAAAGCAUUUCAGCACAGACAGAUAACUUACAAAAAAUACCUGGCUCUUCAAAAGAGAUUGUGAAGUGGUCAGACUACUGUUCACCAUUGGCCUAUAAACCUGGUGAGCCUUAUAAGCUAAUUGCUGAAGCAAGUUUAGAUAACUUCAGUAACCUUGGAAUAGCAUUCAUGGAAGACAGGCUUCAAAUGGAUAAUGGAAUGGUGCCACACAAGAUUGUUUCUGUACAUUUACAGGAAUCUAGUCUGAAGGAGUUGGCACAGGUGGCACCAUCUGUAAAAGCACGAAGUGCUAAUGGCACACAAAUGGAUGAAGUAACUCCUGCUGAUUCUUUUGAGACUGAUUUGAAAUCAGGAUUAGCAGUAGCUGAGUCUGCAGGAGAGGAAAGUGAAGAGGAAAAGUCUAAGCUAGGGAAAGAAAGUGAGCAUGAAGAUGAAUCUGACAAAGAGCCAGGUGCUGCAGAACAUCAUCACUUGCAUAUUUUCAGCUGCCAUGAAUGCCUGCAACUUGAAAAGAGUACUAUUGAAGCCAUCAAACUGGCCUCUAGAGAAGACAUUCCAAAACUUUCUGAUGAUUCCAAUAGCAAACUGGAAGACAAGAAUGAUGACCAUCUAGCAAAAGGAAUGAAACGAGUGAACCUUGCUGGAAAGCCCCCAAAUGUAUUGAUUUAUCUUGGCUCUGAAACUGCAAAAGUGGAAUUUGAGCAGGUAAAAUCAGUCCUUCAGGAAUGCAUUGAUGCAGACAGCUAUACCAUCUACCAGCUGCAUGAGGAACAAGUUUUGAAAGAUCCAUGGAUUGAUAAUUCACUGCUGUUGGUCAUUGCCACAGAGGAGCCUAUUUCUGAGGAGUGCCACAAACAAUUUAUGAAGUUUUUAUCUAAAGGUGGGAAGAUUCUAGGUUUUUCUUCAUCUUUUACAUUUGAUGGCAUACGAAUAAAGAGAAAAAACAAACUGAAGAAGACUGUUCAUGAAUUAGUAGUCUCUAAAAUGGACAGCACUGAAAUUAAAUUAAAUCUUUUGGUCAGUGGCAGUAUUUUUGAGGAAGUGGUGAAGAAAGAUACCAGCAAAGUGAAGACAUUGUGUCGAUUAAAUAAUGCUGAUAAAGAUGCAGUUAUUGUUCAUCUGACUUAUGGGGACAAUGGAGGGGAAGCCAUUCUUUCUCAGGCACACUUGGAACUGGAUAUCAGUUCUAUGGAAGUACAAACUGAAGAGGAUUUUAAUUUGCUUAAGUUAAGCAAUGCCAAGAGAUGUGACAUUCUCAAGGAGAUCCUGAUGAUGCUUGGUCUGAGUUGUGAAUUAAGUGAAAUUCCUAUGUUGACACCUAUUUACCUUCUCUCUUCUGAUGAGGAAAUGCAUCUUGCUUUUCUGAAAUGGCUUGAGGGAAAUGUGGAUUCAGAAGGAUUAAGGGCAUCCAGCAAGAUGUCUCUUAAAUUUGUUUCAUCCUACAAAUCAAAAAUGGAGAUAACUCCAUCUCUUGUCCCAGUCAUCACUGAGAUGGGAAGCUUCUCAUCAGAACACUUCAACUUGAAGACAUACCUACAAAAUCUUCAAACAAAGAAGCUUGGAAAGAUUGUUCUUUUUACUGAAGUUACCACAACAACAAUGAAUCUUCUAGAUGGGUUAAUGUUUGAGUUGCCUGAGGAGAUGGGUUUAAUAGCAAUUGCUGUCCAACAGACACAAGGGAAAGGUCGCAGUGGAAAUGUUUGGCUCAGUCCCAUGGGCUGUGCACUGUCCACCUUACAUCUCACCAUUCCUCUACAUUCCAACCUAGGCCAGAGAAUUCCUUUUAUUCAACACCUGGUAUCCUUGGCAGUGGUAGAGUCAGUUAGAUCAAUACCAGGAUAUGAGGAUAUUGAGCUGCGAGUUAAAUGGCCAAAUGAUAUUUACUACAGUGAUCUUAUGAAGCUGGGUGGAGUUCUGGUAAACUCUACGCUUAUUGAAACAACAUUUCAUAUACUAAUUGGCUUUGGAUUUAAUGUGAGUAACAGCAACCCCACCAUAUGCAUCAAUGAUCUGAUCUCCAAAUUUAAUAAGGAAGAAGGGACAAAGCUGAAGCCUUUAACUGCAGACUGUCUUAUUGCAAGAACUGUAACUGUGUUAGAGAGGCUUAUAGACAUUUUUCAGGAGAAAGGACCCAAUGGAGUUCUUCCCCACUACUACAAGUACUGGGUUCACAGUGGUAAGCAAGUUCGUCUCUACAGUGAGGAGGGCCCAACAGCGUGGAUAGUUGGGAUAGAUGACUAUGGAUUCCUUCAGGUUCAUGAAGAAGGCAAGGGUGUGGAGUCUGUGCACCCAGAUGGCAACUCUUUUGACAUGCUAAGAAACCUCAUAGUCCCAAAGCAACGGUAGUGCCCAGAACUCACAGCAAAACAGGGAGGCUCUCUCCUGCUUGGCAACUGAGUAGCUAAACUUGCUGAAAGGUGGGGAAGGUAGCUGAUAGCUUGACUUAAUUUUUUUUUCUUUUGAUUUCCUAAUGUCUUUGUUGUUUGACAUGGACAGCUUCAACAGCUAGGAGGAGGUAAUUAUCUCACUGCUGAAGGCCUUUAUUCUUUUGAAUUAACUUCAAAACACAUCUAUUUUGCUAUUCUUUGUAAGCAUCUUUUCUUUAAAAGGACCCUAUUUGCAAAAGAGUUCCUUGCGACAGAUAGAACUUUCUCUUCAUUUACAAACUGUAAAUGAGAAACUGAAGUUGCUAAGUAUUUCUUUUUUGUGUCUCUCAGUUUUUACUAUGCAUUAGCACUAUGCAAUACAGUAUUCACUUUUUUCUAUGCUUUUUUUAAACUAAAUUCUGGUUUAUGUGUUGUCUGUGGUAGAAACAGCUAGAAGAGCUCAUCAUAUAUUUCUGAAUUACUGGGAUUACCACUGUCUUUAGAUUCAGAUCUAAGCAGAGCCUUAUUGAUUUGGCUCUCCGUGUGGUCACCAUCCUGUACUUCGGUCUCAGGUCUACAGCUCUGUCAUGGCUGCAUUCUGUUCUCCGUCAGCACUUAAGAGCUGUGGUUGUUUAGCCAAAUCACUUGUACUUUGCUCAUCUCCGUCAGUUGGAUCUGAGUAAAUGGUCUCAUAUUUGCUUCUAUUUUUGUAGUCUUCCGAGAAGCUUUAGCCCCUGUAAAAAGAGCCUCCUGGUUAGUAGUGUAUCAGACCAUGGUAGUAUAUGGCCUGGUUGCAAUCCUCUUCUCCAGUUUAUUCUAAAAUCUUGUGUUAGGAAAGUCUAAAUUGUUUACAAUUUAAUAGUUAUUCUACUAUAACAGUAAUGAAGUUAAGAGAAAAAUGUUCUGCUAUUAAAAUCCCUGCUGUAAAAAGAAAAAGAGAAAACACUUCAUUAACCUGUGCCCAACUUGUCAUUCAUUGUUUCUGUCGUCCCCCCAGUUCCCAAAGCAGAGCAUCCAGGUUUGCUGCUAGCCAUUAAAAGCAAGAGGUUUAAUGUCUGCUGACCUGAGAGUAGCUCAC
Messenger RNA from Calypte anna (Anna's hummingbird), 3930 nucleotides. It is a transcript of the gene HLCS, whose product is annotated as holocarboxylase synthetase. NCBI's taxonomy places the organism in Eukaryota, Metazoa, Chordata, Aves, Apodiformes, Trochilidae. The coding region runs from base 655 to 2832 and encodes 725 amino acids. Gene Ontology annotation, molecular function: biotin--[biotin carboxyl-carrier protein] ligase activity. The transcript is spliced from 11 exons. Gene Ontology annotation, biological process: protein modification process. Gene Ontology annotation, cellular component: cytoplasm. The record is from RefSeq and is a predicted model, not a curated record.